This is a messenger RNA of Sturnus vulgaris (Common starling), 5765 nucleotides long. NCBI's taxonomy places the organism in Eukaryota, Metazoa, Chordata, Aves, Passeriformes, Sturnidae. The record is from RefSeq and is a predicted model, not a curated record.
GGAAAAUGGCGGCGUAGGGAGCGGGGCUCUGGCAUCCCGGCGGCUCCCGGCGCCAUGACCCGCUGGGUGCCCACCAAAAGGGAGGAGAAGUACGGCGUAGCUCUCUACAACUACGAUGCCAGGGGACCAGAUGAGCUUUCCUUACAGAUUGGGGACACUGUGCACAUACUGGAAACUUAUGAGGGCUGGUACAGGGGUUAUACACUAAGGAAGAAAUCCAAGAAGGGCAUAUUCCCUGCCUCCUAUAUCCAUCUUAAGGAAGCAAUUGUUGAAGGCAAAGGGCAACACGAGACAGUGGUCCCCAACGAGCUGCCCCUGAUCCAGGAGGUCACCACCACUCUCAGGGAAUGGUCCAUCAUCUGGAGACAGCUCUAUGUGCAGGACAACAGGGAAAUGUUCCGCAGCGUCCGGCACAUGAUUUACGACCUGAUCGAGUGGAGAUCCCAAAUCCUCUCUGGGACCCUGCCCCAAGAUGAGCUCAAGGAGCUGAAAAAGAAAGUGACUGCCAAAAUUGAUUAUGGCAACAGAAUUCUGGAUUUAGAUCUGGUGGUUAGAGAUGAAGAUGGCAACAUUUUGGACCCAGAGCAGACCAGCACCAUCAGCCUUUUCAGAGCACACGAAAUUGCUUCCAAGCAAGUGGAAGAGAGGCUACAGGAGGAAAAAUCUCAGAAGCAGAAUAUUGAUAUCAACAGACAAGCCAAGUUUGCUGCCACUCCUUCAUUUGCUCUAUUUGUAAAUUUAAAAAACGUGGUGUGUAAAAUAGGAGAAGAUGCUGAAGUCCUGAUGUCUCUGUAUGACCCACUGGAAUCCAAAUUCAUCAGUGAGAACUACCUGGUGAGGUGGUCGAGCUGUGGCCUCCCCAAGGACAUUGACAGACUGCACAACCUGCGAGCCGUGUUCACUGACCUGGGCAGCAAGGACCUGAAAAGAGAGAAGAUCAGUUUUGUGUGUCAGAUCGUGCGUGUGGGCAGGAUGGAGCUGCGGGACAACAACACGAGGAAGCUGACAUCGGGGCUGCGCAGACCCUUCGGGGUGGCAGUGAUGGAUGUUACUGACAUCAUUAACGGGAAGGUUGAUGAUGAGGACAAGCAGCACUUCAUCCCAUUCCAGCCGCUAGCGUUGGAUGACGCCAUUCGACACAAGCAGCUGAACAUAUCAUCCCGUUUUUCACCCAGGGUGGCAGGGGAGAAUGAUUUCCUGCAGACUGUUAUAAACAAAGUGAUUGCUGCUAAAGAAGUCAACCACAAGGGUCAGGGUCUGUGGGUGACUUUGAAACUUCUUCCAGGAGAUAUCCAUCAAAUUAGGAAAGAGUUUCCACACUUAGUGGACAGGUCAACAGCAGUGGCUCGGAAAAUGGGCUUUCCUGAGAUUAUCAUGCCUGGAGAUGUUCGUAAUGACAUCUACGUCACCUUGGUGCAGGGAGAUUUUGACAAGGGCAGUAAAACCACAGCAAAGAAUGUGGAAGUCACAGUAUCUGUUUAUGAUGAAGAUGGCAAGAGAUUAGAGAGUGUCAUUUUUCCUGGUGCUGGUGAUGAAGCCAUCUCAGAGUACAAGUCAGUGAUCUAUUACCAAGUAAAGCAGCCUCGCUGGUUUGAGACUGUAAAGGUUGCAAUCCCCAUCGAGGACGUGAACCGCAGCCACCUGAGGUUCACCUUCCGCCACAGAUCCUCGCAGGACUCCAAAGAUAAAUCUGAGAAAAUAUUUGCUCUGGCAUUUGUGAAGCUCAUGAGAUAUGAUGGGACAACUCUGAGAGAUGGAGAGCACGACCUUAUCGUUUACAAGGCAGAAGCCAAGAAGCUGGAGGAUGCCUCGACCUAUCUCAGUCUGCCAUCCACGAAAAUCGAGCUGGAGGAGAAGGGACACUCAGCAACAGGCAAGAGCAUGCAGAACCUGGGGAGCUGCACCAUCAGCAAAGACUCUUUCCAGAUUUCCACUCUGGUGUGUUCCACAAAGCUUACCCAGAACGUUGAUCUCUUGGGGCUGCUGAAGUGGAGAUCCAACACGAGCCUGUUGCACCAGAACUUGAAGCAGCUGAUGAAAGUUGAUGGUGGUGAAGUGGUCAAGUUUCUUCAAGAUACACUGGAUGCCCUUUUUAACAUCAUGAUGGAGAACUCAGAGAGUGAGACCUUUGACACUUUGGUGUUUGAUGCUUUGGUAUUUAUCAUUGGACUGAUUGCUGACAGAAAAUUUCAACAUUUCAACCCUGUGUUGGAGACCUACAUCAAGAAGCAUUUCAGUGCUACCUUGGCCUACACAAAACUGACCAAGGUUUUAAAAACAUACGUGGACAAUGCUGAGAAGUGUGGGAUCACUGAUCAACUCUUCAAAGCCAUGAAAGCCUUGGAAUACAUCUUCAAGUUCAUUGUCCGCUCCAGGAUUCUGUUCAACCAGCUGUAUGAAAACAAAGGAGAAGCAGACUUCAGGGAGUCUCUGCUGCAGCUCUUUAAGUCCAUCAAUGAGAUGAUGAGCAGCAACUCUGACCAGACUGUCAUAGUGAAGGGGGCAGCACUUAAAUACUUGCCAGCAAUUGUCAAUGAUGUGAAAUUGGUGUUUGACCCAAAGGAGCUCAGCAAACUCUUCACUGAGUUCAUCCUGAACGUGCCCGUGAGCCGCUUGACCAUCCAGAAGCUUUAUUGCCUCAUUGAGAUUGUGCACAGUGACCUCUUCACCCAGCACGACUGCAGGGAAAUCUUGCUGCCAACAAUGACAGACCAGCUCAAGUAUCACUUGGAGAGACAAGAAGAUUUGGAGGCUUGCUGCCAGUUGCUGAGUAACAUCCUGGAAGUGCUCUACAAGAAAGACGUGGGCCCCACACAACGGCAUGUCCAGAUCAUCAUGGAGAACCUGCUGAGGACAGUGAACAGAACUGUGAUUUCCAUGGGACGGGACUCCGAGCUCAUUGGGAGUUUUGUGGCCUGCAUGACAGCCAUCCUGAGGCAAAUGGAGGAUUAUCACUAUGCCCAUUUAAUCAAGACUUUUGGCAAGAUGAGGUCGGAUGUUGUGGAUUUCCUGAUGGAAACGUUCAUCAUGUUCAAGAACCUCAUUGGCAAGAACGUCUAUCCCUUUGACUGGGUGAUCAUGAACAUGAUGCAGAACAAAGUCUUCCUGCGAGCAAUUAAUCAGUAUGCAGAUAUGCUAAACAAAAAAUUCCUUGAUCAAACCAACUUUGAGUUACAGCUCUGGAACAACUAUUUCCACCUGGCUGUUGCUUUUCUCACACAAGAAUCUUUACAACUGGAGAAUUUUUCAAGUGCUAAAAGAGCAAAAAUCCUUAACAAGUAUGGGGACAUGAGAAGGCAAAUUGGGUUUGAGAUCAGGGACAUGUGGUACAACCUGGGCCAGCAUAAAAUCAAGUUCAUCCCAGAAAUGGUGGGGCCUAUCCUGGAAAUGACGCUGAUCCCAGAAACAGAGCUGAGGAAAGCCACGAUCCCAAUCUUCUUUGACAUGAUGCAGUGUGAAUUCCACUCCACCAGGAGCUUCCAGAGGUUCGAGAACGAGAUCAUCACCAAACUGGAUCACGAAGUGGAAGGAGGCCGUGGAGAUGAGCAGUACAAAGUGUUAUUUGACAAAAUUCUCCUGGAGCACUGCAGGAAGCACAAGUACCUGGCAAAGAGUGGGGAGACCUUUGUGAAGCUGGUGGUGAGGCUGAUGGAGAGGCUGCUGGACUACAGGACCAUCAUGCACGACGAGAACAAGGAGAACCGCAUGAGCUGCACCGUCAACGUGCUGAAUUUCUACAAGGAGAUCGAGAGGGAAGAGAUGUACAUAAGGUACCUGUACAAGCUGUGUGACCUGCACAAGGAGUGUGAUAACUACACAGAGGCUGCCUACACUUUACUCCUGCAUGCAAAACUCCUCAAGUGGUCAGAAGAAGCAUGUGCAGCACAUCUUACCCAGCGGGAUGGAUACCAAGCUGCUACUCAAGGACAGCUGAAAGAUCAGCUCUAUCAAGAAAUUAUCCAUUACUUUGACAAGGGCAAGAUGUGGGAAGAGGCCAUUGCCUUGGGUAAAGAACUUGCAGAACAGUAUGAAAAUGAAAUGUUUGAUUAUGAACAACUCAGUGAACUGCUGGUAGGUUUUUUUAAUGACAUAGACUCUGCAAUAAUUUAUUUCAAACUGAUUUAUUUAGGCACUGGUUUUAGCUCUGGGGGUGCUGGUGGCAGCUGAGGGUGCCUCUGUUUGCAGAACAAAGUGUUCAUUUACCGCGGCAAGGAGUACGAGCGGCGCGAGGACUUCGAGGCGCGGCUGCUGACGCAGUUCCCCAACGCCGAGAAGAUGAAGACAACGUCACCCCCUGGUGAUGACAUCAAAACCUCCUCUGGCCAGUAUAUUCAGUGCUUCACUGUAAAGCCCAAACUGGAUUUACCCUCCAAAUUUCACAGACCGGUGUCAGAGCAAAUAGUGAGUUUUUACAGGGUGAAUGAAGUCCAACGCUUUGAGUAUUCGCGCCCUGUUCGAAAAGGAGAGAAAAACCCAGACAACGAAUUCGCAAACAUGUGGAUUGAGAGAACCAUCUACGUGACAGCCUAUAAAUUACCAGGGAUCCUCAGGUGGUUUGAAGUCAAAUCAGUUUUCAUGGUGGAGAUCAGCCCUCUGGAAAAUGCCAUCGAAACCAUGCAGCUGACCAAUGAUAAGAUCAAUAAUAUGGUGCAGCAGCACCUGAAUGACCCCAACCUCCCCAUCAACCCCCUGUCCAUGCUGCUCAAUGGCAUCGUGGAUCCUGCAGUCAUGGGGGGCUUUGCCAACUAUGAGAAGGCUUUUUUUACUGAAAAAUACAUGCACGAGCAUCCAGAGGAUCAUGACAAGAUUGAGAAGCUGAAGGAUCUGAUUGCUUGGCAGAUCCCAUUCCUGGCUGAAGGCAUCCGGAUCCACGGGGAGAAGGUGACAGAGGCCCUGAGGCCAUUCCAUGAGAGGAUGGAGGCGUGUUUCAGGCAGCUCAAGGACAAGGUGGAGAAGCAGUACGGGGUCCGUGCCAUCCUGUCCAGCCUGGAGGAGCGGCGGGGCAGCCGGCCCCGCUCCAUGGUCAGAUCCUUCACCAUGCCCUCGUCAUCCCGGCCCCUGUCCGUGGCCUCCGUGUCGUCCCUGUCCUCGGACAGCACACCCUCCCGGCCCGGCUCCGACGGGUUCGUGCUGGAGCCCCUCCUGCCAAAAAAGAUGCAUUCUAGGUCGCAAGAUAAAUUGGACAAGGAUGACCUAGAUAAAGAUAAAAAGGAAAAGAAGAAGGAGAAGAGGAACAGCAAGCAUCAAGAGAUAUUUGAUAAAGAAUUUAAAUCUACUGAUAUUUCUCUGCAGCAGGCUGAAGCAGUGAUCCUUUCAGAAACGAUCAGCCCCCUGAGGCCGCAGAGACCCAAGAGCCAGGUGCUGAACGUGAUGUGCAGCGAGCGGCGAUUCUCGGUGUCCCCGGGACCCCCCAGCUCCCAGCUGAGCCCGCCCCCCAUCACCCCUCGGACCAAACUGGCCUUCAGCAUCCAGCCCAAUCUGGAGCUGAAUGGGAUGUCCAGCUCUGACAUCCCUGACAUUCCCCCUCCUCUGCCUCUCAAAGGAAGCACAGCUGACUAUGGGAACCUCCUGGAGAGCCAGGAUUUGAUGAGCCCCACCACGUCCCCCCCUGCCCAGCAGAGGCACCUGCCUCCUCCACUCCCCAGCAAGACUCCGCCGCCGCCGCCUCCCAAGACGACGCGCAAGCAAACGUCUGUUGACUCUGGGAUUGUCCAGUGAAGAAGGAAACGGGUUUGUUUUUCCAAAGAUAAAGCUGUAACAAUUCA